This is a messenger RNA of Drosophila persimilis, 1698 nucleotides long. RefSeq names its product cell cycle checkpoint protein RAD17 (gene Rad17). The transcript has 4 exons. The coding region runs from base 11 to 1606 and encodes 531 amino acids. Gene Ontology annotation, biological process: mitotic DNA replication checkpoint signaling; DNA damage checkpoint signaling; DNA repair. The record is from RefSeq and is a predicted model, not a curated record. Lineage: Eukaryota; Metazoa; Arthropoda; Insecta; Diptera; Drosophilidae. Gene Ontology annotation, molecular function: chromatin binding.
AGAACAAAAAAUGAGCGCACGAAAGAAACCGUGGAUAAAAAGCGCUUUCAGUGAAUUAAAUUUGACGCAGACCACCGCCGUUUCGGAGGGCACACCAGCUAAGCGCACGAGAAGCACACCCCACGCGUCAACCAAAACUCAAAGGAAUCGAAAUGGGAAUUCAACGCCUACGCUUGCCGCCGCCUUAGUGGAUAUAACGGCAGAAGAUGAAGACGGAUGUGGGGACAACAGUGAGUCGCCGCCAACGGUUACCGAAAAAUGGAUGGAGAGUUUUGCCCCCACCAGCAGCGAGGAGCUGGCCGUGCAUCCGAAGAAGAUUGGCGAGCUGCGCGAUUGGCUGCGUCACUGCGAGGCCAUGCGUUGGAAAGUUCCCGCACAGAUAUGCCUCUUGACUGGACCAACAGGCGCUGGAAAGACAGCCACAUUACAGGUGCUCGCCAAGGAAUUUGGAUAUCAGCUGCAAGAGUGGAUCAAUCCUGUGGACUGUGAGGUUAUUAAUACGCUGGGCGAUCAACCCAGUGGCGGCUCAUACCUGGGUUCGCAUCUGGAGGCCUUUAAGAGUUUUCUGCUGCGUGCCUCGCGUUACAAAUCCCUGCUGAAUGCGCAGAAUAAGCGACUUGUGCUGGUAGAGGACUUUCCAAAUGUACUGCUCAGUGACGCUGAGGCCAACUUUGACGAUUUGCUAGAAAAAUAUUCCAUCUAUGGCAAAUCCCCGUUGGUCUUCAUCGUAGCCGAUUCCAAGUCUCGGGGUCUGAACAUAAGCUACAAGCUAUUCCCGGACCAACUGAAAGCCAAACACCGCAUCAACCAUAUCAGCUUUAACUCGAUCGCAGCCACAAUUAUGCAAAAGUCGAUGAAGACAUUCUGUGCCAUCAUGCAGCAGAAGGGGAACAAGGCGUUGUAUAAAGUGCCUUCUUCAACAGUAGUCGACUCAAUAGUUGUCGGCGCCCAGGGCGACAUACGCAAUGCCCUGAUCAACCUACAUCUCAGCGCCCUGAAAGGAGUUCCCAACAUGCCCACCAAACAACUGAAUGUUAGCGUUACCAGCAAAGGACGCCAACGCAAAAUGCAGAGCACCCUGAAGUCGAUUGGACGCGACGAAUCCAUUACCCUGAUGCACGCAGUUGGUCGUGUGUUGAAUCCAAAGUGCAACGAGGAGAAGCGGUUGCAGCACAGCCCUGAGGUCUUGACCGAAGCCUUCUGCACCGAGCCUAGAAACUUUGUCAACUUCAUCCACGCCAAUUAUCUGCCGCAUUUCCGAGACAUUGAAGAUGUUUUGCCCGCCAUAAAUGACCUCUGUCUAUCAGAUUUCAUGCUCAAUGAGUAUCGUGACGAUGCCCUACCCGUAAUGGGUCUCAAUCUUGCCAUUCGCGGCACUAUGCUAGCCAACAAAGACCCCGUCAGCGGUUGGAUGCCCGUACGUGGUCCGAAGCGAAUCAAUGUGCUGCCUCCGGCCACAUUAGCGGAGCAGAAACUAUUGGGCAUUGGAUGUGCAGACACCUCAAAAGCUCUAUACGCCACAGAAUAUAAGUCCUUUGUGAAAUGCAUAGCCGCAAGAAGCCCUAAAGAGAUGCCAAUAGAAAAUGAACAAUCCAUAGAGGAUUAGAUUUCAGAACACAAUAGUUUUAAAUUUGUAAUAUUUACGUAUCGUUAAGUUAUUAUUUGCUAAAAAUGAAACGCAUUCCAUUUCCAAUAUAA